Molecule: messenger RNA, 327 nt
Organism: Amorphotheca resinae ATCC 22711
Lineage: Eukaryota; Fungi; Ascomycota; Leotiomycetes; Helotiales; Amorphothecaceae
Exons: 2
Coding region: 1-327 (108 amino acids)
Source: RefSeq, a predicted model, not a curated record
AUGCAGUUUGUGCAACUCGGCCUAUUGUUCUUUUUCAUCACAUCAUCAGCCGAAGGCCACGGCGCACAGAUCACGGGCACACAUCAUUCGACCUCGAGCGAAUCCGGGUCACGGGACUACCACAUUAUUCCACGGGCUUUGGCGACAGACGUUCCGGGAGGGGGCUACAAUAAGACAAAGCUCAUUACCAACGAUACAGACGCCAGCUCCGCAGCGAUAGGAGGAGACCAGAUUGUAUCAUACUUCGUCCUGACCGCUUUCUCGUUGAUAUCCGGCACAAUAGGUAGCAAAUCCACCGGCGGCCUAUCGAUUGGCUCGCUUAGCUGA